Messenger RNA from Hydra vulgaris (swiftwater hydra), 2157 nucleotides. Its product is annotated as tigger transposable element-derived protein 6-like. The record is from RefSeq and is a predicted model, not a curated record. Gene Ontology annotation, cellular component: nucleus. Gene Ontology annotation, molecular function: DNA binding. NCBI's taxonomy places the organism in Eukaryota, Metazoa, Cnidaria, Hydrozoa, Anthoathecata, Hydridae.
AACCGCAUGCUAUUCUGUUUGAACUCUGAUACAGAGCGGUGAGUUUAAAAUUCAAUUUAUUUACAUUCUCUGGAUAUUUAGGCGGAUUAAGAUUCUUAUCAAUCUUGACAUCUCCUGUAUAUCUUUGUUUAUUUAUAAUUCUAAAUUUAACUUUUAUAACAACGACGAGUUAAUGUUCAUCAUCAAGAACAUCUUACAUCUUCGUCACGAUUUAAACCCAAAAGAUAAUAUUUACUUUCAGAAUGCAUCAUAUAAUGAGUUCAAAACGUGUAAAAUAUGGUAAUUGGUCACAAGAAUCAUUAAAAAUGGCAGUAAAUGCAGUUUUAGUUGAUGGUUGCUUGAAAUAUUCUGCUGCUAAACAAUAUAAAAUACCAAGACAAACACUACAUGUAUAUAAAACACACUAUAUAAAACGAGCACCUGUUGAUAAUUUUGUUAAAAAGUUACGUGCAGGACACCCAACAACACUCUCAGCUUUUCAAGAAAAAGAGCUCGUAGAAGUUCUUCUGACCAUGUCACAGAGAUUGUUUGGUUUGUCUCCAAAAGAUGUAAAACAAAUGGUAUUUCAGUUUUGUGAAGAAAAUAGAAUUAUUCACAAAUUUAAUUGUGAAACUAAGUCAGCAGGAAAAGAAUGGUUUAGGGGUUUUUUGAAACGCCAUAAUGAACUCUCUGUCAGAGUUGCUGAGUCAACGUCAUUGCAUCGAGCCAUUGGUUUUAAUAGAAUAAAAGUUAAUCGUUUUUACGAUGAACUAGAAAAAAUAAUGUUUAAUGUUAAUGGGAUGCAGAUUAUUCCACCAUCAAACUUAUUCAACGUAGAUGAAUCUGGAUUGUCUAUUUGCCAUAAACCAGGAAAAGUUGUUGCUCUUAAGGGAAAACACAGUGUUGGUGGCUUAACAAGCUCCGAAAGAGGUAAAACAAUCACAAUAGUUUGUUGCCAAUCAGCAAGCGGGUUUUUUGUCCCUCCAAUGUUGAUCUAUCCACGAAUUCGAGUGAAACCUGAAUUUUUAGAUAAAGCCCCAAUAGGUUCUAUUUCUGGUGGCAGCAAAAAUGGCUGGAUAACAACUGAGUUGUUUGAAAUAUGGUUUGAUCAUUUUUUACAAGCAGUCCAGCAUCAGUCAAGAAACCAACCAGUUCUUCUAAUUUUAGAUGGACAUUCAAGUCAUAAAAAAAAUCUUAGUGUUAUUAAAAAAGCGCGCCACUCAAAUGUUAUUAUUUUAUCACCUCCAUCCCACUGCACCCACAAACUGCAACCACUUGAUGUUUCGUUUUAUAAAAGCCUCAAAAUAUUCUAUGAUCAGGAGGUUAGUACUUGGCUUCGUCACCAUCCUGGUCGUCCUGUAACUGAACUAGAGGUUGGUGAAUUAUUUGGAAAAGCUUAUGGGAAAGCUGCAACUGUUCAAAAUUGUCAGUCAGGGUUCAAAAAAUGUGGAAUAUAUCCAUUUGAUAGAAAUGUGUUUACUGAAGAAGACUUUGCUGCAGCCAAGGCUACUGAUCACUCGUAUAUUGUCUCAAAAAUUUCAAAACCAAAUAAUACCUCUGAAAUGCACCCUACUCUCAACAAUGGGUUAGACUCUGCUAAAAAAUUAGAUAAUAUUGAUUUUGUUACAGAUUGUGUUAUUGACACUCAAAAAGAAUCUAUUUCACCAAAUUCAUCAUUUACACUUCAGAAGUCAUCAGAAUUAGCCACCUCACACGAUGAAACCUCGCAACCUUAUGGUGUUACAUUUGGAUCACUAGCUAGACUUGACAUUAAAAAUGCAAAGCGAACAGGUAUAAAAAGGAGGGUAAAUCAUGCCGAAAAAAUUACUGGAUCACCACAUAAAUCUCAGCUAGAGGAAUCUUUAAACUUGAAAUAUAAGAACAGACAGCCACGUAAAAAGUGCAUUAAAAAAAGUAUAUCUACUCAUCAAAAGACGUGUUUGAAAAACCUUGAUGCUAAAGGUGCGAUUAAUAAACAACUUUGUGCAAAGUGUCAAUACAGCUAUGGUGAUCCUGUCGAUCCUUAUUUAAAAGAUAAUUGGGACAAAUGCCUUAAAUGCUGUAGAUGGUGGCAUGAAACAUGUGCUGCUAUAUGUGGUGUUUAUACUAAAAAAGUAUUUACUUGUGAUGACUGUACUGAUUCUUAAAAAAAAAGUUAUAUGUCAUAUAUUGAUAAAA